Molecule: messenger RNA, 1329 nt
Organism: Nymphalis io (European peacock)
Lineage: Eukaryota; Metazoa; Arthropoda; Insecta; Lepidoptera; Nymphalidae
Gene: mTerf3
Product: transcription termination factor 3, mitochondrial
Exons: 3
Coding region: 115-1131 (338 amino acids)
Biological process (GO): regulation of DNA-templated transcription; mitochondrial ribosome assembly
Cellular component (GO): mitochondrion
Molecular function (GO): double-stranded DNA binding
Source: RefSeq, a predicted model, not a curated record
ACUAAACUUAUAUUUCUUAAUUCUUUACAAAAUACAAAAUCUAUUAAGUCUACUUCUGUCAUCUAGAUAGUAUCUACAUAUUAUAUCUAAAUAAAAGAAUGUUUGAAUAAAAAAAUGUUUAGUAUAAAAAUGGAUUUGUGUCAUUUAAUUAGAUCGAUAUUUAUUUACAAUGCAAACAAAAUAACCAGAAAUUUAAGUAGCGUAGCGUUGUCGAAUCCUCUUGUAGGAGUCAAAUAUGAUCAAAACAACACCGUGCUUGAGUCUGGGAGUGAAGAUUUAUCAGAAGUUACUCCUUACUUUCCUGAAUCAUUUAAUUUAGCUGCUUAUGCUAACAAAUCUGAAACACUUCAAAACCUUAUUAAAUUAAAUGUGAAUCUUAGUAAAAUUGAGAAAAAACCUCACAUAGUAAACAAACUAUUAAAAAUGGAUUUUGAAAAAGAUAUGAAACGGAACAUAUUUUUUAUUAAAGAUUUUGUUGAUUCAGAAAAUAUUGGAAAUUAUAUUACAAAAAAUCCUCUUAUUUUAUGUGAAAGUAUAGAAAACUUUCAAGUAAGAAUUAACUACCUACAAUCAAAAAAUUUUAGUAAUUUGCAAAUACACGAAAUUAUAGCCAGAAAUCCUUUUUGGUUAAUGUUUAGCACUGAAAGAAUAGACAAAAGGUUGGGAUAUUUUCAAAAUAAGUUUUGUUUAAAUGGUAAUGAAGUAAGAUUACUUGCAACAAAGCAACCUAAAAUAAUAACAUACAGUAUUCAACACAUAAAUACAAAUACCUUUGUUGUUAAAGAAGAAAUGGGUUUUAAUGAUGAAGAGGUGAAAACUUUACUAUUAAAUAAGCCCAAAAUAUGGAUGACAAGUCAAAAAUCCUUGUUGGAAAGAUUCAAUUACCUCCAUAAUGUCAUUAAGAUACCCCACAGCUCAAUAUUGCAUUAUCCUAAUGUGCUUCUUUGUAGAAAUUUCAAGGUGAAACAACGUCAUAUGUUUUUAGAGAAUCUUGGUAGAGCUCAGUAUAAUCCAAACAAAGAAAAUUAUAUUCCACUUAAAGCUUUGAUUGAAAACACAGAUUCUGAAUUUUGCAAAAAUUAUGCUAAAUGUAAUGUUGAUGAUUUUAAUCUGUUUUUAAAGACUCUUUGAUUAAAUAUUAAUAAUUUAGCCUGCUUUUCCCAAAACAACUUUGUUAUGAAAUGCAUUCAGAGAGUGAUACAAUAGAGUGUCAAAUAUACCAGCAACAGUGAAUACUCCUCCAACAAUUGCACAAACAUUUGUAGCCAAAUGACCAAUCGACCUGAAGAGAAAAAUAUAUAUAAAAUUAAAUUAUUAAUGAACCCUGUU